Camellia sinensis is the source of this 1706-nucleotide messenger RNA. Lineage: Eukaryota; Viridiplantae; Streptophyta; Magnoliopsida; Ericales; Theaceae. The record is from RefSeq and is a predicted model, not a curated record.
CUCUCUCUCUCUCAUCCAAAUUCGAAUCACAUUAUGGGUUUACAAGGGGAUGAAGAAACAAAGAUGAUGAGGAGGAAAUCUUCCAUUUUUAGGUACAAUUCACCCUUAGUUCAAGUGACUCUGAUUGGAUUAGUAUGCUUUUGUUGUCCCGGGAUGUUCAACGCCUUGUCAGGGAUGGGCGGCGGAGGGCAGGUGGACCCCACGGCUGCCAACAACGCCAACACUGCCCUUUAUACCACGUUUGCAGUCUUUGGCAUCCUCGGUGGCGGCAUCUACAACAUCCUUGGUCCACGUACCACCCUCUUCGCUGGCUGCUCCACCUACGUCCUCUACGCCGGCUCCUUCCUCUACUACAACCACUACCACCACCAGCCCUUCGCCCUCACAGCCGGCGCUCUCCUGGGCGUCGGCGCUGGCCUACUCUGGGCUGGCCAGGGGGCAAUCAUGACCGCUUACCCCCCAGCUGACCGCAAAGGUACCUACAUCUCCCUCUUCUGGACCAUCUUCAACAUGGGCGGCGUCAUUGGCGGCCUCAUCCCGUUCAUCCUCAACUACCACCGUGGCGCCACCACUGCCGCAGCCUCUGUAAACGACGCCACCUACAUCGGUUUCAUGAUUUUCAUGUUGGUUGGCACUCUCCUUUCCCUUGCAAUCCUACACCCCAGUCGCGUAAUUCGCGACGACAGUUCUCUAUGUACUAGCAUUAAGUACUCGAGUAUUUCAGUCGAAUCAACUGAAAUACUCAAACUGUUUCUCAAUUGGAGGAUGCUGUUGCUAUCACCCGCGGCCUGGGCUAGUAACUUUGUUCACUGUUACCAAUUCAACAAUGUCAAUGGAGUUUUGUUCGAUCUUAGGACUCGAGGGUUGACCAAUAUGUGCUAUUGGACGGCGCAGAUGAUUGGAUCGUUGGUGAUCGGAUACAUAAUCGAUUUCAGUUUUAAGAGUAGGAGGGUGAGAGGACUUGUGAGUGUUGGGAUUGUUGGUUUGGUCGGGACUGGAAUUUGGGUUGGUGGGCUUGUGAAUCAACUCAAAUACUCGCGCCAUGAUCUGCCUAAGAGGUUGGAUUUUAAGGACAAUGGUUCGGAAUUCGCAGGACCGUUGGUGUUGUAUUUUGCUUAUGGGCUGCUUGAUGCCAUGUUUCAGAGCACGGUUUACUGGAUCAUGGGUGCUUUGGCUGAUGAUUCCGAGACCCUUAGCAGGUAUACUGGAUUCUAUAAGGGAGUGCAAAGUGCAGGGGCAGCAGUGGCUUGGCAAAUUGAUACACACAAGGUGCCAUUUUUGGCCGAAAUGAUUGCUAAUUGGUCGUUGACUACACUCAGCUAUCCACUUCUGGCAGUUCUGGUUGUGUUGGCUGUGGAAGAUGACAAUCAGACUGAUCAAGAACGGACUUUCCAAGGAGGCUGCUCUUUCACCAGCAAUACUUUCUUUCUCAUCUGAAUUGUAAAUGCAACUGUUACGAUCACCAAAAUCAUCGACUCCUCAUAUUUGUUCAUAAUUAUCAAUUUGCAUCCAUAUUUGCAAAUAAAAGUGACAGAUUGAUGAUUUCAGUGCACUUUUUUUUCGGUGCUCGUAACUUUUCCUUGUAAAUGAAGUGUCUUUGGAAUCACAAUGUAUGAAUCAGUAUGUGGUUGGAAUUUGAAUGCCCAGUUAACUUGUACUAUUCAAUAAUACUUACGCAAAAUGUAAAGAAAUUUAAGUUUCUUUUA